This is a messenger RNA of Serpula lacrymans var. lacrymans S7.9, 3026 nucleotides long. RefSeq names its product Fph type histidine kinase (gene TCO3). The transcript is spliced from 17 exons. The record is from RefSeq and is a predicted model, not a curated record. Bases 4 to 2742 code for a protein of 912 amino acids. Gene Ontology annotation, biological process: regulation of DNA-templated transcription; phosphorelay signal transduction system; detection of visible light. Gene Ontology annotation, molecular function: protein binding; phosphorelay sensor kinase activity. NCBI's taxonomy places the organism in Eukaryota, Fungi, Basidiomycota, Agaricomycetes, Boletales, Serpulaceae.
GGGAUGAUGGAUAUAUUUGCCGUCAUGGCACAAAUUAACGAACAACUAGGAGCAGCUCAAGACUUAGAUUCAUGCUUAAAAGUGGUUGUCGGCGUUAUUAAGGACCUUACACAAUUCCAUCGCGUGUUGGUGUACCAGUUUGAUGAAGUAUGGAAUGGACAAGUCACGGCAGAACUUGUGGACUGGAGUCAAACGCAUGACUUGUAUAAAGGGCUCCACUUUCCUGCUUCAGAUAUACCUGCACAGGCUCGAGACUUGUAUGCCAUCAAUACUGUCCGUAUGUUGUAUAACCGAUCACAACCCACGGCUCGUAUUGUGGUACGAAAUGCUGCUGAUUUGGAAUCUCCUUUGAACAUGACCCAUUGUUAUCUUCGUGCUAUGAGCCCUAUCCACAUAAAAUAUCUUGAGAAUAUGGGCGUGCGAGCAUCCAUGUCGGUGUCUAUCAUGGCGUUUGGAGUAUUGUGGGGUCUGGUCUCCUGUCAUUCGUAUGGAGCGCAUGGUAUGCGAGUCUCCUUUCCCGUACGACAAAUGUUACGACUGCUUAGUCAAUCCAUUUCGCGCAACAUUGAGCGUCUUAGUUAUGCACGGCGGUUGCACACACGUAAAUUAAUCAACACUAUGGCUUCUGACAACCAUCCGACUGGUUAUAUCGUUUCCAAUGCAGAUGACCUUCUUAGUCUAUUCGACGCGGAUUACGGAAUCCUUGUUAUAGGAGAAGGUGCGAAGAUAUUAGGGCCCAACCUUCAUGGCCAAGAAAUACUCGUAAUGGCAGAAUACCUUCGUCUCAAACAAUUUAACACGAUACAAGUUUCUCAAGCAGUGGUCAAGGAUUUUCCGGAUCUUCAACUUUCAACCGGUUUAGAAGUCAUUGCAGGAUUGCUCUACGUGCCAUUGUCAGCCGGCGGGAAGGACUUCAUUGCGAUGCUCCGCAAAGGACAGCCUCGCGAUGUUCGGUGGGCAGGCAGGCCCACUGGCAUGACUAAAAGUUUGGAGCCUCGGAAAUCAUUCAAAACAUGGUCAGAAACUGUUGCCGGACGGUGUCGUGCCUGGACGGAUGAACAGCUAGAGACUGCUGGUGUACUUGCUCUCGUGUAUGGAAAGUUCAUCGCUGUCUGGCGUCAGAAGGAGUCUGCCCUACACACGACUAGUCUGACCAACAUACUACUGUCAAAUGCUAGUCACGAAGUCCGAACCCCUUUAAACCAUAUCAUAAAUUAUUUGGAGAUGGCUCUGAAUGGUCCAUUGGAUCUUGAGACGAGAGACAAUCUCUCUCGUUCUCAUGCUGCAUCAAAGAACUUGCUUUUCACUAUCAAUGACUUACUGGACCUGACUCGAUUAGAAAGUGGUCAUGAAACAUCAUUCAACGAACCAUUUAACCUGCAAGCCGCUAUUGAAGAGGCCACUCGGAUCUACAGUCACGAAGCUGCUCGCAGGAAUAUCGAUUUCAAGCUUGAGGCAGAAGGCGGACCGAAGCAAGUGGUGGGUGAUGCGAAGAAAAUUAAAACUGUGGUGGCUAACUUGACAGCCAACGCAUUGAAAUAUACUUCAGAAGGUUCAAUCACGGUUCAUUACCAUCUUUACAAUAAACACGAAGGUCUCCAAGGUGCAGCACAAAAAGGGGUGGAGAUCGUGGUAGCUGACACGGGUUGCGGUAUUGCGAAUGAGAAGCUUGAGAGUAUUUUCCGUGAAUUCGAACAAGUCGAGUCAUCAGAGCCGAGAAUUCCUGGAACCCCUGGUGUUGGUCUUGGCCUUGCGGUGGUCGCAAGAAUUGUAGAACAGCUAGGAGGUCAACUACGUGUUGACUCAAAGGUCGAUAUUGGCAGCCGAUUCUCUUUCCUUAUCCCGCUGGAAUUGGCGAAAAGCUCGCAUUCUGGUAAUUCAGGAAGCUCUUCAGGGAGAUCGCGUUCCGUGAAAUCCCUUCCCAAAUCUUCCCAGUCAGAUAGUAUCCGGUCUAAAGCAGAAGAAAUUAAUAUAUUGGUCGAAGCCUUAUCAUCAAGCCAUAUGGCACCAGGCUGGAACAACCAAUCCUCUCUGGAUAUCGUUAAGAGAUCUUCACGGAAUAUUGCUUCCCUAAAGAUGGAAACCAAGGUUGAUGUUCCUGGUCCAAAUACUUUAUCCGAUUUUGAGGUCUCCAAGCACCCUGUAUCACCAGAGGCUGCAUCUCCCUCAUUCGAUUUCGUUGGCGGAGCCAGCAACACAUUAACCCAGUUGCGUAUUUUGAUCGUAGAGGAUAACGAUGUUAAUCGGAAGAUACUUGGAAAACGGCUGUCCAUGGAUGGGCAUAUAAUCGUCAAUUCCACCAACGGUCAAGAAGGUCUGCAAUUGGUUGAAGCGGACAGGGAUUUUGAUUGCAUUCUGAUGGAUAUUCAAAUGCCUAUACUCAACGGAUUCGAGGCUACGGAACGAAUUCGGCAACUUGAGGAAGCAGCAACUCUUGAUCCUAGUCCCACUCCUGCCCAUCGAAUUUCUUAUCAGCUGAACGGACGCGUACCGAUUUUUGCUGUCUCUACUUCUCUGCGGGAGCAGCAACGAAGCGAACUUAUAGGGUAUGGCAUGGAUGGCUGGAUCCUGAAACCAAUCGACUUUAAACGACUCAAAAUCAUUUUACAAGGCAUUGUUGACCCAUCGCAACGCGAUCGCGAUGUCUACAAACCAGGUUGUAGCUGGGAGGCCGGGGGUUGGUUCACCAAAUCUCACAAAAACAAUCGCGGUAUCGUGGAUAAGCAAGUGCAACAUCCUUGACCUCCAGUUUCAUGCUUGCGUCCUCGUGCUCCCUCUAUUAUCUUAUCUUAUCCCAUAUACGCUUUUUUUUAGUUUUCGUAAGGCUAAUACCUCACUCAGUUUUGUCAGCAUCGCAUCAUGAUCAUCAGUGUCUGCGUCUGUUUCAAGCGACCCUAUAAACACUCAUCGCACAAUUUUUUAUCUCCCUUUUGUACUGAUAUGUCAAGACACACACGAAUACUUGUACAGUUUACUAUACUUACACUUCUCUACAUGUUAUCAAUUGGGUUCUCUGCAGGUGAUUU